Delphinapterus leucas (beluga whale) is the source of this 3169-nucleotide messenger RNA. RefSeq names its product RNA binding motif single stranded interacting protein 3 (gene RBMS3). The record is from RefSeq and is a predicted model, not a curated record. Gene Ontology annotation, molecular function: RNA binding. Lineage: Eukaryota; Metazoa; Chordata; Mammalia; Artiodactyla; Monodontidae. Gene Ontology annotation, cellular component: ribonucleoprotein complex.
UCCCCGGGAUCAGCGGCAGCGGCAGCAGCUCUGCUGCAAAAACCGCUUUGCUAUUCGAGAUAGCCAGUAGAGGGAAUCGGAACUUUGCUUGCAGCAGGGGUUGAAGCAGCCUUUUUUUUUUCUUGGAGGAAAGACUGCAGCCUUCUGGACUGCGUACGCUGCUCCCUGGAGGGGCUCUCCGGGUCCCACCCACUGGCUGGAAGGAGGGGACGUGAAUGAAAGGACAGGACAAGCACCGAACACCAUGUCACUCUGGGAGGGACACAGCAGCAACUGAGCUGUGAGAGGUUUUUUUUUUUUUUUUUAGUUUUUCUUUUCCCCUUUCUUUUUCUUUCUCCCCCCCCCUUUUCUUUUUUCUUUUUCUUUCUAUUUUUUUUUUUCAUUUUCUUUAAGGUGGGGAAAGAGACACACAGGAGACAGGAAGCUGAUCUGCAAGAUUUCCGAGUUGUGCUAAAAGGACUUUGAUUUUUUUUUUUUUUUUCCUUUACAAACGUUGGCAAUUGACAUCACUACGGACAGCCGGGUAGAGAACAAACUGCCUCAUCCCAAGUGGACCCCAGGCGAGAGCUGGGGAGGCUGUGUGGGGGUUUUCCUACAGAUCCCCCACCUCCCUCUUUUUUUGGUGUGUUUCUUUUUAAAAUUCUUGCUGUGUUGGAACUAGUGAGUGGUGGAAGACUCUCCGAAGCCUCAUCAGUCAUCGGGACUGUCAGGAAUAGUGGUUCCAGAGGAAGCUCGGCCUGGGGCACAUACCCUGUCAUCCAGUUCCCUGCCUCGGAGAUAGAGAUUCCAGCUACAUGGGCAAACGCCUGGAUCAGCCACAAAUGUACCCCCAGUACACUUACUACUAUCCUCAUUAUCUCCAAACCAAGCAGUCCUAUGCACCAGCUCCCCACCCCAUGGCUCCUCCCAGCCCCAGCACAAACAGCAGCAGCAACAGCAGCGGGGAACAGUUGAGUAAAACCAACCUGUACAUUCGAGGCCUCCCGCCAGGCACCACUGACCAGGACCUAAUCAAGCUGUGCCAACCGUAUGGAAAAAUCGUAUCCACAAAGGCAAUCCUUGACAAAAACACAAAUCAAUGCAAAGGGUAUGGUUUUGUAGAUUUUGACAGUCCAGCAGCUGCACAGAAAGCGGUAGCGUCUCUCAAGGCAAAUGGCGUGCAGGCACAAAUGGCCAAGCAACAAGAGCAAGACCCAACAAACCUAUAUAUCUCAAAUCUCCCCAUUUCUAUGGAUGAACAGGAGCUUGAGACUAUGCUGAAACCAUUUGGACAUGUCAUUUCCACAAGGAUACUAAGAGAUGCUAAUGGAGUCAGCAGAGGCGUUGGCUUUGCCAGAAUGGAGUCUACUGAAAAAUGUGAAGUGGUGAUUCAACAUUUUAAUGGAAAAUACCUGAAAACACCACCAGGCAUCCCAGCCCCUAGUGAGCCUUUACUGUGCAAAUUCGCUGAUGGAGGACAAAAGAAGCGACAGAAUCAAAGUAAAUACACCCAGAAUGGAAGGCCUUGGCCCAGGGAAGGAGAGGCUGGCAUGGCUCUGACCUAUGACCCCACAGCUGCCAUACAGAAUGGAUUUUAUUCUUCACCGUACAGUAUUGCAACCAACCGCAUGAUUCCACAGACACCCAUCACGCCAUUCAUUGCUGCUUCCCCUGUCUCCACAUACCAGGUCCAGAGUACUUCAUGGAUGCCUCAUCCGCCAUACGUUAUGCAACCAACAGGUGCUGUGAUUACGCCAACAAUGGACCAUCCUAUGUCAAUGCAGCCAGCAAACAUGAUGGGCCCCUUGACACAACAGAUGAAUCACCUUUCAUUGGGCACAACAGGAACGAUUCAGUCCCAAGACAGGAUUAUGAUACUCCACCAGCUGUUGUGUCAGUAUAUGACUGCCGCCGCUCCUAUGCAAGGGACCUACAUUCCCCAGUACACGCCUGUGCCUCCGACAGCUGUUUCCAUUGAAGGUGUUGUUGCUGAUACCUCUCCCCAGACAGUGGCACCUUCAUCCCAGGACACAAGUGGUCAGCAGCAGCAGAUAGCAGUGGACACAUCCAACGAGCAUGCAUCCGCAUAUUCUUACCAACAGUCUAAACCAUAAACAAGACCGAACGAAGAAUGUCCGUCUGAAACUCUGCCUUGAAUGAAGAAACUUCAUUGAACAAGAAGUUGGCUUCCAGUUUUGCACAGGCGUCGAUGGAAUGCUUUUUUUUUUUUAAUUUUCUACUUUACCCAAUGAAAACAACGUGUUUUUAUGUGCUGUGCAAGUGGUUCCUUCAUGUGGUCUGACAGUUUAUUUUUUCCAUCAUUCUUUUUAAAGAAAAAAAAUAUCCCAGAAGAGGACAACAAGCAAACAAAGCAAAACAUGGAAGGUUGACAUUUAUCUGGAAGAACAUUUGAAUUCAGAAUUUAUCUGAAGGUGUAGAUAGAUUUUUUUUUUUAAUGGAAAAUCUGAUGUCAAGAGGUGGGCAAGCAGAAAUGGAAACAAAUUGUCUUCCUCAGUAAUUAAGCUACUCUUUCUUUUUCCCUUCUUGUUUAAAUCUAGUGGGUUGGUUUUUUUUAUUUUUUUUUUCUUAGAAAUAUUUAGGUAAGGUUUAUCUUGAAUCUUAAUUGCCUUAAUUUUAAGGACGUCAAAGGCUCUCGAGGCAAGCUCUCAACGUCUUGUUUAAAAAAGAAAGAAUUGAAAUAUUGUGCCAGCUUUCACUGGUACAGAAGUUUAAGACUAUGAGUUUUUAGGGUGAAAAAAAACUGUACAGUUUAAAAGAAAAUGUUUUUCUUCAUUUGAAGAAAAUUUGUUGAUAAAAGAAACCAUGGCAACUGCAAGAAUUGGGAAAAUGCUGGGACUUCUGAUGAACUUUGUCUUAAGUGUUGAAUCAUUCUAGAAGGCUAAAACAUUUUACGGUAAAGUUAUUAACGUUGGUUUCAAAACAACUGCAUUAGAAAUAAUGCGUGUUUGGGGGGCAGAAUGCAGAUUUUUUUAUUUCUGAAGCGUGAUGGCUAGCAAAAGCUUUAGUGCUUUUUAUCUGCAGUCUUUUUUAUGAGCUUUACAAACUUUUUAGUCAGCUUUGCUUGUCACAUUGCAAAACCUAGCUUAAGAGCAUUUAAAAAAAAAACAAGUAGAUAGGAGCUUAUGGUCAAAAAGUGAAAAAAAAAACAAAACACAAAAAAACAAAAAAA